CGGAGAACCACCCCACGAAAAAGAUCCCCCGAGAAGACCAAACCGAGCUCAGCAACCUCCACCAUGUCCAUGUCCAUGGCCACCACCACCCUCCUCCGGCUCGCGCCGCUGCCGCCGCACCCCCGCCUCCUCGCCCCGACCUCCAAGAAGCCCGCCCUCCUCGCGCCCCUCGGCAGCGGCCGCCGCGCCCUGCGGCUCGCGAGGGCCGCCGGCGACGGGCUCGUGGACCAGACCGUCUACAACGGCGUGUACGGGCCCUGGUCGGUGGACGACGCCGACGUGCGGGAGGUGCUGCUGUACCGGGCCGGGCUGGUCACGGCCGCCGCCUCCUUCCUGGUGGCCGCCUCGGGGUCGUUCCUGCCGGAGGGGAACGCGGUCGGCGACGCCGUCCGGCGGGGCGCCGACCUCUUCUUCGCCGCCGGGGCAGGGGGGCUCGGGCUGUCGCUCGUGCUGAUCCACAUCUACGUCACCCCCAUCAAGCGGUUCCUCCAGGCGCUCUGGGCGGUCGGCGUGCUCGGCUCCGUCGGCACCUACGCCCUCGCCGCGCGGCCGCUCGACGAGGGGCUCGUCCGGUACGUGCUGGAGCACCCCGGGGCGAUGUGGUUCGUCGGCCCGACCUUCGCGGCGCUCACAGGCCUCGUCUUCAAGGAAGGUCUCUGCUAUGGAAAAUUAGAAGCUGGUAUCUUAACGUUUGUCAUCCCCAUCCUUCUUCUUGGACACCUGUCUGGUUUGAUGAACGACGGGACAAAAAUGAGCCUCUUAGGAGUGUGGAUGGCGCUCUUCACCGUGUUCGCCGCGAGGAAAUUCCAGCAGCCCAUCAAGGACGACAUUGGCGACAAGUCGGUUUUCAUAUUCAACGCCCUCCCCGAAGAGGAAAAGAAGGCUCUGCUGCAGAGGCUUGAGGCACCAACUGAGCAGAAGUUCGAUUAACAGGUACUAGGACAGUGUCAAUACCUAGUCGAUGGAUGUCCGGAUCAGCGCUUCCAUGAAGAGGAAUGGAAACUUUGCCACUGAAGCUCGAGAUCGGCGAACUGAGCAGAAACUUGAAUAGCUGUAGGUAGCACAAUGCAGAUAGCUAGUUGCGACCGAUGGAUGUAUGUAACUGUUCUGCAUGGUCGUUCUGGAGACCAGUGCGCAUGCCAGUAUGUAUAGAUGAGAACCUUGGAACUGUGAUGUAGUUGCAUAUCUUUUCCUUGACGGCCAA
This is a messenger RNA of Triticum aestivum (bread wheat), 1204 nucleotides long. RefSeq lists its product as uncharacterized. The coding region runs from base 64 to 930 and encodes 288 amino acids. Lineage: Eukaryota; Viridiplantae; Streptophyta; Magnoliopsida; Poales; Poaceae. The transcript is spliced from 4 exons. Gene Ontology annotation, cellular component: chloroplast. The record is from RefSeq and is a predicted model, not a curated record.